Photinus pyralis (common eastern firefly) is the source of this 7180-nucleotide messenger RNA. RefSeq lists its product as uncharacterized. The transcript has 23 exons. Gene Ontology annotation, molecular function: protein binding; phospholipid binding. Lineage: Eukaryota; Metazoa; Arthropoda; Insecta; Coleoptera; Lampyridae. The coding region runs from base 220 to 6177 and encodes 1985 amino acids. The record is from RefSeq and is a predicted model, not a curated record. Gene Ontology annotation, biological process: signal transduction.
CAAUUGCCGUUGUAAACGUGAAUCAGGCAAUGUCAUGUACGGUUCAAAUGUAGUGAGCGAGACGGAAAGACUACAUAUUUGGCACGUUAAUGUUGUAGAUAUCGUUAUUAUUUAAGUUGUAAAGUGUAUUAGUGUGAUUAGUGUAAUAAAAGUGGUGUAUUUAAAAAAAUGUGUCAACAUUUAUAUGGAGAAGGGCUUUAAUUCUGCAUUAAGAUUCAAAUGGCCGAAGAUGACGAUUCCAUACAUAAAUCGCUGCCUUACAAAGUUUACCAGGAAACAUUCCAGAGAUCGCCGGAAACACAAAGUGAUCAUAGAUAUCCGUCUCGUUCGGCCGGAGUAGUACCAUUGCCACCAGGAAGCAGAGGGCCUAGAAGUUUAUAUUUGCGAAAACAUGGAGACAGUUUCGGGUUCACGCUGCGGCAUUUUAUUGUAUAUCCUCCUACUACAAUUCAGGAGACAAUUAACAACCGACAUGCCGCAGCGGGAACUUUGCUCGCUCCUAUGGACACAAUUUUUGUGAAAAACGUAUUUCCAAACAGUCCAGCGGAACAAGCGGGUUUACAACACGGGGAUCGGAUAGUAGCCGUAAACGGGGAUUUGGUCAACGACAAAUCAUACAAACAAGUAGUACAAUUAAUUCAGCACAGUCCGGAGUACUUACACUUACUGGUUGUAUCAAAAGAAGACGACGUUCUUCAAAAAUUUUUCUCCGAAACCGCACACAAUCCCAUAAGUAACCAAAAUCUUAAGCCAGACCGCAGACGGCUGCUGCGUUCGACGCAUCCCACUCACGAAUUCCACGCUGACGAUACCUCGUGGAAAUCGUUACAAGAUGCACCUAUUUAUAGUACCAUAAAUCCAGCGAAAGUAACCAACAGACAACAACAAAGAAGUGCCGAUAAUCUCCUACGCAACAGCCCAAAAGAGUUUGCCUACUACGACCAAAUAUCACACGUUAUCGAUGACCCCAGUAGGAGAAGGGCACAGCCGCAAGUGCCCGUAUAUAGAAAAAUGGGUCGAAGGGCAAGCGAAGGUAGUACAUUCUCAAACAAAGAUCUCUACCAAAAUUUCGACACUUCGUCUGUAAGUACCGGAUCCAAUGAGAUGGUUGUCGGCGGAACUAAAAUGAAGAGUUCUGCAAAAGCGACUUACCCCGAACCGCGCGCUAACGAAAAUAUGCAAACGUUCAACUACCCUAACACCAUCGGCUGUAGGUUAAGUUUAGACGAUGGCGGACGAAGGCAGUCCACUUCCUCGCUAUCAUCUUCCGUCGCGGACGGAAGCAAAGACAGUUUAAGUUCCUACGACUCCGUGUCGACGUUAACGGGCCAAGACGUGGACGAUUCGGUUCUCAUGACAAGGUUACGUAAAAACCUACAGCAGAAAGAGGAAUUUUUGCGACGGCCUAGUCAUCCCGUUGAAGGUCCAACGAUACAACGAGAGUUUUACGGACGACCUAAAAAGUUGGAGAAAUCAACGUGGCCGCCUAAUGAACCGGUACGGCAGGACUCUCCGUCGAGAACAGCAAAGCCGGUCCAUCAAAACUUUCAGCGUGUCAAAACGGACAUCGACAGCGAGAGGGAUUUGGGCAUACAAUCGCCCACGGACAACUCCACGGGGCACUUCACCUACAACGCUCCCACGCAAAGGGGCGCGAACUCCCCUAAGGACUGGCAGAACGUUUCGGGCGCCGUUAAGAUGAAGGAAGCUACGGAGGCGCCCAGCGCCCUGGAUUAUCCCGGCGAUAUGAACGGCGCGCUAACGAUGGAGGAUGAGGACAGACGGUUGUACCUGACGAAUCUUCAAAUGGUGUCGAAACGUACCAAGCAGUUUGAGAGCGGGCGGCCGUUACCUGAAGACGACCCGAUGUUAAAGGAUCGCACCAGCUUUUACAAAAGCGAACUCGCAAGGCUUAGCUCGAAACGCGUAGUGCCGCAUGUGACGAUUCGAGCGCACGAAUUCGAAUCACGGUCUUCGGAACCAAGACGUGAUACAAGCGGGAGUUCGACAAAUACGCUAUUGAGGAGGCAGCAUCGCGACAGCAGAUCGUUGGAUAGCUCAGGAAGCAAUGCUAGCAGUAGCAGUAUCAAUGAAGUUAUUCAGAGUAAGCUUUCGGGAAAUGUAAUUAUUCCUUUCGGAAGCAAAUACAUACACGUGCCACCUCCUGCGGAAUACAGGCACACCAAAGAUAUGCAACACGACCUUGACAAUCAUCCCGUUAAAAUGCGAGUUCGGUCCAAUUCCGCAGAUUCGUGGACGUCUGCCAUGCAAGCCGUUCACAAAGAAGAGCAGGAGAAAACUUUUCUGGGGCAGUCUAAUAAAAUGGAGGAAGAUGUUGCUCGGGACGUUCAAGAAGCAAUCAAGUCGCCGUCGCCUGUGCCAAAAUCAAAACAGCCCGUCUCGCCUCUAAUUCCCGAACCCGUAGAGCAUUUACAAAUUAAUCCCACGGUCGCUAUAAUACCCGCAACACCUCCCAUCCUAAAGCCAUCGCCCGUACGUCCUAAUCAGCUUGAUUUGGGAAGUCCAGUUAGACCACUUCGAAAACUUCAAUUGUCUCUAUCGGGCGAAUCGUCACCAGUGCAGCCUAGCUCUCCAGUUAACUCGGAGGAGCAAAAUGCGGUCGUUGUUAGAAGGGUGAAAAACACAAGUUUGGCUGAUGAAGAGCGGGCGAUGCGAAGGGAGUCGUAUUUAAAAGCCACCGGAAACGGAAGGAUGCACGUCGAGGAAUUCAGCGAUGGAGAAAUUUCGCCCCAAAUUCGAAGCUCUCAUAGAAAAUGGAGGCCUCCAUUAUUUCCUGGAGAUAUCCAGCAACUUCGCAAGCUUUUUGAAGACGCUGCUUAUUCUUUGGGGGGUAGUCUCAGCGGCGGUAGCAGCAGCAGCGUGUCGUUGGAAAGGGAUAGGUCGUCGAUACCGAGCAGUCCCUUAGAAAAGGAAAGGCAAGUUGUAAAGGAGGGUCCGUUAUACUGCAAAAUCGCCGAAAUUGACGGAAAGCGCGCGGCAGAUCGAUCUUGGAAGCAGGUUUGGAUUGUUCUGAAAGGGCAGAAGCUGUACAUCUAUAAAGACAGACAACAUCAGAGUCCAUCAGAUGCAGCUGAACAGUCACUAGCGAACGGCGUAGAUAUGAGUGCGAGUUGUGUGAGAAUUGCCGAGGAUUACACGAAAAGAAAGAAUGUGCUUCGAGUUUCCUCUGUGCUUCCUUGCCGCUCCGAGCUGCUUCUUCAAGCAGAUAGUCCCGUCGAUUUGGCGGAUUGGGUGAAGGCGUUACAAGAGCAAGUAGGCGCUACUGACAUUGAAAGUAAAUCGGAUGGCAUUGUUACUUCAAAGCAACAAGCGGUGCCUCAAACAAUACCCGCCUCGACCACCGUACAAGUUCAGGGUUCCAGCCGGUUAUCGCCGCAGCCGAACAAGUCGAAACUUCCAUCGUUGCGAAAUCGAUCUCCUACUGGACAGUCGCCCGUUAGCAAAACCAGAAAACCGUCACAGGUUAACGAAGGACUGACCAGCCCUAAAUCGAAAACGUGGAAGGGUCGUGUUGCCAAACAGUUUCGCAAAAUACAAGGUGCCAGCUCGCCUAGUUCGCCUACCGCCCCCGAAGUGUCGACGUUCGGUGUACCCCUCGAGCACUGCUACCCUUCCAAUUACAACCCAAAUGUUCCGCGUCUAGUGGAAGUGUGCACCGAAAUUGUCGAGAGCAAAGGUUUAGACAUCAUCGGCGUCUACAGAGUACCUGGCAACAGCGCUGCAAUAACCGCCUUAACCAAUUCCAUUAAUCAGAGUUUCGAAGGAGUUCCGAUAGUUGACGCUCAGUGGAACGACGUCCACGUAGUUAGUAGUCUAUUGAAAUCCUUCUUCCGGAAGUUACCAGAUGCGUUAUUGACGAGCGGUUUGUAUUCCAACUUCAUCGAGGCGGAUAAGGCGAAGGAUCCCAAUGUACGCAUGGAAGAAUUGCGGAAGCUAGUAAGGUGUCUCCCGCCACAUCACUACCAUACACUUAGGCAUUUAAUGUUGCAUUUGAAGAAGGUCACUGACAAUUCUGAAGUGAACAAAAUGGAGGGCCGUAACUUGGCUAUCGUCUUCGGGCCUACGCUUAUACGAGCCGUUCAAGAUGACAUGGCUACGUUAGUGAAUGAUAUGACACAUAAUUACAAAAUUGUGGAAUCUCUCAUUUGUUAUGCCGACUGGUUCUUUUCCGAAGAAAGCACUUCUAGUUUAAAUUUAACUAGUGCUCCACCUGUCGACUCUUUGAAUAAUGAACUGGACGUUGCAAGUAAUCGUGCACUUCUUCUAGAUAAUAUUAGUAAAGUUGAAGGAAUAAAAGGGGACAAAGUACCUGGUAGAGAGCUACUGUCGUCCAUCAUUUCGGCGGCUCAUCGGAAAAUGAGAAAGGGAGGGAAGACUACCAACUCGGGUGAUAUGAAGGAUGAUCUCAUUACGCCUAUUGGAAUGAAAGAGUUUACAUCACAGUCUAAUUUUCCUGGCAAUCACAAACAGAAUUUAACCGAAGGAAAGUCAAGUGAUAUACCGACCACAAUAGUUGAUAUUGAGAAGUCGAAUCCGCAGAUGGACAGGGGAACGUACUUCAAUUAUUCGGAUCAGGAAAAUUAUAGGAGGAGAAUCAAAAAUUUUAUUCAAGAAACUGAAGCUAAUUUGCAAAGAAAUCGGAAGACUGCAGAAUUUUACAGCGAUAACUUUGAUCAAAGCGUACCAAGAGGGUUGCACAAUAUGAACCAGGAGAACAAACUGACUUCGACGUCCCAUUCGAAUUUUGGUGACGCCUACGCCAUCACGAAAACGCAAAGCGCGUCGAACGUAUUCUACAGCCCUAUGAACGGAAACUCAAGGCAUUCCGCGAACAGCGUUCUAACAGUGCAAUUUAAUAAAAACUCUCGUGAUAUAGAUAAUAAUACACAAAGUGUUAGUUUAAAAAAUAGUGAUAGAUCGGGAAGUUUUGACUUUAAUCAGAAUAAGGAACGUCGCGAGACAACCGCGAACAGUUAUCAGAAUUCGUUUAAGAAGAAGUUUAGUGAUUCGAAUAAUAUAGGUGCGCUGACUUGUCCUAAGCCGUUCGAUAAGGCGAUUCUUAGGAGGGGCAGCUCCGUCGAAAAUGUCAAUACAAGCAUUAUGGAUCUUAGUUCCAAUGGAACACUGAAAAAAGUCAAGUACGCGAAUGAGAAUGAUUUAGGUCAACGGACUGGGUCGUUGGACUCGUUGCAUAAAGCACAUGAUGCGGAUGAUGGGGGAGAUUUGCAGUCGACAAUCAUGAAAAUUUUUGAUGAGAAAAAGAAAACCUUAAACCCGUUAUUGGGAACCGAUUUACCAUUCGCAGAUGAAUCACCAGAACGACCGGCUUUUGAUAGCUCCGCCUAUCAGAAUAAAGAAAAUAUACCCGCUUCACCUAAGCUUUAUCGCAAUCCGAGUUUACAUAAAAGCACGUUGAGCUCGGCCAAGUUUGCCAAGUUAACCAACAGAGACGAUUUCAACACCAAGGAACUGGAAAAGGGAAGCUUCGAGGAAGAAAAGGAUAAAGAUUGUUCUGAAAAUGUACCUGAUAACGAACGUCACAUAUCGACCACUGACAAAUUAACAUACAACAUAAUCACCAAGCCUAACGCCGGCUUAAACUUUCUCAACGGUAAUUCAAAAUUGCGGCGGUCCGAGUCGUUAAACAAACCCGACCGUACGGUGUCUCCGCCGAAUUACAAACUCAAAAGAUCAGAGAGCCUAAAUAAAGCCAGCGAUCGACUGAAGCGCUCUGACAGCUUGACGAAGAACGAAAAAACCGAAAACAACCUAAACAAGCGCCGCGAACUAUCGGCGUCGGCCCGUAGAACUACCAAAGAGUUUACGAAAUUGAAGCGCAAAAACGGAAUGCCUGAACGAUCGAUCAAGCGGCGACACACUGUAGGUGGUACGAAAGACUUCGACAAAGUGAAUUGGUUGGACAACCGUUACCAAGAGGAAGAUUCCGGCGCCGAAAAAUGCAACAAGGAGAAGUGCACGUUGAGGACGAGCUCGCCCGAUCUCAGUUCGACGAGGCGCGAACGUUUGCUGUUCGAGGUCAAUUUGGUCGGACCCGAAAACAUGGUAGUCGCGUUACGACAGCAUUUAAUCGGUGCGCGGCCGCAAAGUUUACCCGAACCUCGGAUAUUCAACGUUCCUUUAGAAUCUCAUGUUUAAAAUUGGGCAAGUUUGGGCAGUGCGAAAUUCAGUACUUAAAAUAUUUAUGCGUGUUGCAUUUUUUUUUAGUAUUAAUUCGUGAAGUCGAUUUUUAACAAGCGACAAUUAUUUUAAAUGCGGAUUAAAUUUUAAUCGAGUGCGGUCGCAUUCGCUUCAAAGUUGAUCUGGUGGGUUUUUAGUUUUGGCAUUUUUACAGCAGUUGAUGAAAAUUUUUACUUUCGCAUGUUAGCAAAGUGCCUUAUUGCACUUUGAGAUCGCAUUUUCACUUUUAAAUUGUGAUCUUAUCAUCGGAAACAAUUUUAACUUAUAUGUAGGCUUUGCAUCAAUAAAUAAAGUGCAAUAAACAAUGUGCAUGGAGUAUUCAUUAGCGACCCGCUGUAAGAAAUUUUUUGCCGAAAUUGCCUUCGCUUGUAUAUAAUACAGUUUUAAGCAAUUUAUUAUUGUGAAAAGACAGAAAUAUAAUUUCUAACGCAUAUUUUAUGUAGUUAGCGCAUUUAAUUGUUUAUUAUUUAUUUUUGUUGGCUUUUUUAAAUGUGAUUCUAAAAUAUUCCACUUGUAAGCAAAUGAAUUUGUGAUAAAUAUUUUUACGUAAUUUAGGAGAUAUAAUUUAAUGCAUUUUGUACAUACCUGUGUGGUUUAUUUGGAUUUGGUAACACCAAAUAAUAAAUUGUGCUUCCUUGAAAUGAAAUUAUUAAAAACUUACUUCUGUAAUUAAUUAUACCUUAGUUUCUAUCCCUCUUAUUGCAGUAUUACAUAAUACUGUGCCAAAUAAUUCUUAUUAUUACGACUAUUCUUAUUAUUAUAUAAUACUCUGGCUACACUCGAUUUAUUUGUACAUAAAAUUCAAUUACUUAGAUGCUUGAAUAUGGUGUAGAGAGGUGACGUCAAUCUUUAGGCUGUUUCAGUCUUGCCUGUUAUUGUUUUCUUAUAGUUAUAAGUACAAAAUGUAUGUGUUGUUGUAUUUUGUGAAAUUUGUAAAUACAUUUUGAAAUAAUUAAAUUGA